AUGGGACCGGGAAAAAAAACACCGACCCUCCCCAAACCACCCACCCCCAAACCGCCCACUGGAGUUUCUCAGCCCGAGUUCUCCGAGAGCGGCCAAGAGACGCCCCCCCAGGGCUGCGCCGCGCCUCCACCACCGCAACCUGUCCCAGCCUCGCUUCUGCUGGGGGGCUUCGCGCUCCCUUCUGGGUUUCGGAGCCACCACGUGACUUCCACGAAGAAGGGGGGGCCCAGCGGAAAGCGGCGGCAGGGGUGGGAUUUGGGACCCCGGGGUGCGACGAGAGGGCGGGGAGAGGAGGAAACGGAGCGGGGGUGGGAGAAGGCGGGGCGGGGCGGACUCGGGGACGGGAAGGACGGCGCGCUGGGACCUGGGGGGGUGGGGAAACCCGGGCGCCGCGCGGCUGAGCCAGGGGAGCGGGAAGCCCGGGGGGGCGGGGCCGAGGCGGCGGCCCGCAGGUGCGGGGGCGCGGGGAUGCGUGCGGCCCAAGGGAGCCGGUAG
Messenger RNA from Rangifer tarandus platyrhynchus (Svalbard reindeer), 495 nucleotides. The record is from the annotation of a GenBank genome assembly. NCBI's taxonomy places the organism in Eukaryota, Metazoa, Chordata, Mammalia, Artiodactyla, Cervidae.